Symphalangus syndactylus (siamang) is the source of this 5983-nucleotide messenger RNA. RefSeq names its product glutamate metabotropic receptor 4 (gene GRM4). Gene Ontology annotation, biological process: G protein-coupled receptor signaling pathway. Gene Ontology annotation, cellular component: membrane. The record is from RefSeq and is a predicted model, not a curated record. Gene Ontology annotation, molecular function: G protein-coupled receptor activity. Lineage: Eukaryota; Metazoa; Chordata; Mammalia; Primates; Hylobatidae.
GGGCGCCGCGAGAGCCCUGGCCUUCCGGAGGUGGAGGUGUGGGGUAGGGGGAGGGCUCCAGGUGCUCUCUCUUUAAAAGGCCGGCAGAAGCCCCGUGAGCUUGGCCCGCACUUUCAGCGCAAACUUGCUGGGCUGGUCUCGUGCCUCCUCGGGUGCAGCAGCGGCUGUGGGCGCCGGGGCCAGCGGCUGCGGCCCCCUCGCCCCCUUGCGCUUCGCGGCGCUCCCGCCCUCUCCCGCAGCCUCCCCUCUCAGCGCCUUCCUUGCUCUCUCGUCUCUCGCUCCCUCUCUCGCUGGCUCUCCAGCGCGCUCUCUAGCUCGCUCUCAUUUUUUUUUUCUGCUGCUGUUGCCGCUGCCGCGGCGCCGCCAGGCGCCCGUACCUCGGCCGGCUGCGCUCGCUGGUCGCUCCCGCUCCGCUCCCUUCCUAGCCCGGAGCUCUCGGCCAGACCCAGCUCCCCUUGCCGCCUCUCCCGCUCCUUCCGGCUCGGAUGCCGGGCUCCGCCGCAGCAGGAGCAGGGGUUGCCGCCGAUCCCCCUCUCGCUUGCUCGCUUGCCAGAGCAGCAGCCGAACGCCGCGCGCUUGGCGGCGGCUCCGGCCGGGCGGCCGCCAGCUCAUCCCUGCUGCGUCCGGGACUCCGGGCGGCUCCGCGGCGCGCUCGGUCCGCAGCGUCAGCGCCGCCCGCCGCGGCCCGGGCUGUGGGCACCGCGAGAAUCGUGCCUCCGGCCGUCGCCUGCCUGCGCCCCCGGGGCAGGCGGGCACGCAGCGGACCCCUCGCCGCGGCUUAAACCUUGCUGGCGCGCGGUUGGUAGGAGAGAAUUGGAGCUGUUUUCUCCUUGAUGCCAAGAUACGCCAAGCUAGGAGCACUCUGCCCUUUCCACAGUCAUCCACUGAGAACAGGCCUGCAGGACGGGACAAGGAUCAGAGCCUUCCUGCAACCCCGGCCACUGCCUGCUGUCUGUGGGCCUGGACUGUGCGGGCAACUGCGCUUGGCCCGAGUGACGAGGAGGUGGGAGAGGGUAGCAGCAUGGGUUACACGGUUGGCUGCCCUCAGUCCCCCUGCUGCUGAAGCUGCCCUGCCCAUGCCCACCCAGGCCGUGGGGCCAGGGGCCUGCCAGGGCUAGGAGUGGGCCUGCCGUUCAUGGGUCUCUAGGGAUUUCUGAGAUGCCUGGGAAGAGAGGCUUGAGCUGGUGGUGGGCCCGGCUGCCCCUUUGCCUGCUCCUCAGCCUUUACGGCCCCUGGAUGCCUUCCUCCCUGGGGAAGCCCAAAGGCCACCCUCACAUGAAUUCCAUCCGCAUAGAUGGGGACAUCACACUGGGAGGCCUGUUCCCGGUGCACGGCCGGGGCUCAGAGGGCAAGGCCUGUGGAGAACUUAAGAAAGAAAAGGGCAUCCACCGACUGGAGGCCAUGCUCUUCGCCCUGGAUCGCAUCAACAACGACCCGGACCUGCUGCCCAACAUCACGCUGGGCGCCCGCAUUCUGGACACCUGCUCCAGGGACACCCAUGCCCUCGAGCAGUCGCUGACCUUUGUGCAGGCGCUCAUCGAGAAGGAUGGCACGGAGGUCCGUUGUGGCAGUGGCGGCCCACCCAUCAUCACCAAGCCUGAACGUGUGGUGGGUGUCAUCGGUGCUUCAGGGAGCUCGGUCUCCAUCAUGGUGGCCAACAUCCUUCGCCUCUUCAAGAUACCCCAGAUCAGCUACGCCUCCACAGCGCCAGACCUGAGUGACAACAGCCGCUACGACUUCUUCUCCCGUGUGGUGCCCUCGGACACGUACCAGGCCCAGGCCAUGGUGGACAUCGUCCGUGCCCUCAAGUGGAACUACGUGUCCACGGUGGCCUCGGAGGGCAGCUAUGGCGAGAGCGGUGUGGAGGCCUUCAUCCAGAAGUCCCGUGAGGACGGGGGCGUGUGCAUCGCCCAGUCGGUGAAGAUACCACGGGAGCCCAAGGCAGGCGAGUUCGACAAGAUCAUCCGCCGCCUCCUGGAGACUUCGAACGCCCGGGCAGUCAUCAUCUUCGCCAAUGAGGAUGACAUCAGGCGUGUGCUGGAGGCAGCACGAAGAGCCAACCAGACAGGCCAUUUCUUCUGGAUGGGCUCUGACAGCUGGGGCUCCAAGAUUGCACCUGUGCUGCACCUGGAGGAGGUGGCUGAGGGUGCUGUCACGAUCCUCCCCAAGAGGAUGUCUGUACGAGGCUUCGACCGCUACUUCUCCAGCCGCACGCUGGACAACAACCGGCGCAACAUCUGGUUUGCCGAGUUCUGGGAGGACAACUUCCACUGCAAGCUGAGCCGCCACGCCCUCAAGAAGGGCAGCCACGUCAAGAAGUGCACCAACCGUGAGCGAAUUGGGCAGGAUUCAGCUUAUGAGCAGGAGGGGAAGGUGCAGUUUGUGAUCGAUGCCGUGUAUGCCAUGGGCCACGCGCUGCACGCCAUGCACCGUGACCUAUGUCCCGGCCGCGUGGGGCUCUGCCCGCGCAUGGACCCUGUAGAUGGCACCCAGCUGCUUAAGUACAUCCGAAACGUCAACUUCUCAGGCAUCGCAGGGAACCCUGUGACCUUCAAUGAGAAUGGAGAUGCACCUGGGCGCUAUGACAUCUACCAAUACCAGCUGCGCAACGACUCUGCCGAGUACAAGGUCAUUGGCUCCUGGACUGAUCACCUGCACCUUAGAAUAGAGCGGAUGCACUGGCCGGGGAGCGGGCAGCAGCUGCCCCGCUCCAUCUGCAGCCUGCCCUGCCAGCCGGGUGAGCGGAAGAAGACAGUGAAGGGCAUGCCUUGCUGCUGGCACUGCGAGCCUUGCACAGGGUACCAGUACCAGGUGGACCGCUACACCUGUAAGACAUGUCCCUACGACAUGCGGCCAACGGAGAACCGCACGGGCUGCCGGCCCAUCCCCAUCAUCAAGCUGGAGUGGGACUCGCCCUGGGCCGUGCUGCCCCUCUUCCUGGCCGUGGUGGGCAUUGCUGCCACGUUGUUCGUGGUGAUCACCUUUGUGCGCUACAACGACACGCCCAUCGUCAAGGCCUCGGGCCGUGAACUGAGCUAUGUGCUGCUGGCAGGCAUCUUCCUGUGCUACGCCACCACCUUCCUCAUGAUCGCUGAGCCCGACCUUGGCACCUGCUCGCUGCGCCGAAUCUUCCUGGGACUAGGGAUGAGCAUCAGCUACGCGGCCCUGCUCACGAAGACCAACCGCAUCUACCGCAUCUUUGAGCAGGGCAAGCGCUCGGUCAGUGCCCCACGCUUCAUCAGCCCCGCCUCGCAGCUGGCCAUCACCUUCAGCCUCAUCUCGCUGCAGCUGCUGGGCAUCUGUGUGUGGUUUGUGGUGGACCCCUCCCACUCGGUGGUGGACUUCCAGGACCAGCGGACGCUCGACCCCCGCUUCGCCAGGGGUGUGCUCAAGUGUGACAUCUCGGACCUGUCGCUCAUCUGCCUGCUGGGCUACAGCAUGCUACUCAUGGUCACGUGCACCGUGUAUGCCAUCAAGACACGCGGCGUGCCCGAGACCUUCAACGAGGCCAAGCCCAUUGGCUUCACCAUGUACACUACCUGCAUCGUCUGGCUGGCCUUCAUCCCCAUCUUCUUUGGCACCUCGCAGUCGGCUGACAAGCUGUACAUUCAGACGACGACGCUGACGGUCUCGGUGAGUCUGAGCGCCUCGGUGUCCCUGGGAAUGCUCUACAUGCCCAAGGUCUAUAUCAUCCUCUUCCACCCGGAGCAGAACGUGCCCAAGCGCAAGCGCAGCCUCAAAGCCGUCGUUACGGCGGCCACCAUGUCCAACAAGUUCACGCAGAAGGGCAACUUCCGGCCCAACGGAGAGGCCAAGUCUGAGCUCUGCGAGAACCUUGAGGCCCCAGCACCUGCCAUCCCAGGCCACCUCCUGGAUGCUGCCCCAUCCAAACUGACCUGUCCUGUGGUCCCUCUGCCCUCUUGGUCAUCCAGCACCCUGGAAGGACAUGGGUCAUUUCAGAGAUGAAGGUGGGAAUUCUUCAUGAGCUGUAAGGUGCCAUGCUGUGUUCUUAUUCUUUUUUUGGAUGUUGUGGCACCAUUUUCUUCCAUUGGCACCUGUCCAGGUAGCACAUAAACCUUGAAACUUGCCCACCACCAUCCGGCUAAGUGAUUCUUCAUCAUUUGCUUGAAUUUUUCUGUUGACAGGGAGCUCAUAGGCCACUGACUCCACCCAACUCUGGCCAAGAGAAAGUUCUUCCUUUAACUGAGCUGGACUCUGACCUUCAUGCCCCCCUACUGGUCCCAUGGUGGACCCCUCUGCUCACCCCAUCCCCAAGCAGUUUACUUCUUCCACAUGUGAUAGACUGAUAGUUGGACACCGAACUUCUGCCUGUGUUAGUGGGCUUCCAGUUACACUGCUGUGACAAAGAGGUCCCAGAACUGAGCAGCUCAAAUCAGACAGAUGUUUGUUUCUCUCUGCCGUAAUAGGACAUGGUGGGUGGGUAGGAGUGGGGACCCAGGAUCCUUUCAUCUUGUUGCUCAAUCGGCUCCCUGAAGAUUGAGGCUAGAUGAUCUCAAUGGUUGUUCUGCUCAUGGAAGGGAAAAGAGAAGACACAUGGGGGAAAGACCCAUUUUAAUUGAAUGACAUGGGAGCUGCACACAGUCCUUCCAUGUGUAUUUCAUGAGGAAGAACGCAGUCAGGUAAGGCCUCACCUAGCUGCAAGGGAGGCUGGGAAACCUAGUCCUUCAGAGUCAUGUGCCCAGUGAAAUAGGGGAGAGAGGAUUGGGGGGACAAUUUGUAGACCACCUCACUUGUCCCCCAGUUUCCUCUUCUCCAGAUGCCCCUGGCUGAGUCUGGCAGAUGUGCCUCCUUUUUGAGCCAACAGAUCCUGACUGAGGGUCAGGGCAGCUUUUAGACAAAGGGCAGCUGGUUUCUCCCACCCACUGCUUCUCUCCACACUCGCAGACCAGCCCCUGCCCCAGGCAGCAAUACUGCCCUGAUUACCACCACUGAGGCAGCUCCCAGUCCACCGAGGGAGGCCCUAAACCCUGGCUGGACAGGACAAAACCAAGGGUCUGGCCAGGCCCCUCACCCCUCUGGCCUCAGUUCCUCAUCUGUCAAGUUGGGUGAUGCUUCAUUGGCUGCCUCACUAGGCUGCUGUGGGGUCUGCACUCUGGAGGGGUGGGGGAUACUCACACUGCUCAUGGGAGCUGCUGGCAUCACUCAGCUGUGGACAGGAAUGGGAGAUACCCCGAUGUACCACCCCAGUCCUGGUGUGGAGUAAGGGCCAGAGGGACAGGGGCAGAUAAGGGGGGGCUCAAGACUGAGGGAGACAGGGGCACCAAGAAGUAGAAAGGGUAGAUGCUCAGAGGGCCCUGGGGAUCUGGGGGACUUGUGUUUCCUUGGGUGUAGGGCGGAGGGCUGAGUCAAUCGCAUGCCUCAGUUUCUAGCCAUGCACGGCCCUGCUCUGGUUUUCAUUAUUUAUUUCCUCUGUCCCUGUUCCCCACUCUCUUCCCUUAGGCCACCGUUCUAGUUUAACGUAUAUUCCUUACAUGUGCGCAUCCAAAAUGCGUGUGGUUGAACUUCUGAAAGACUUCCCUUUGAUAAUAUUUUAAGGUUAUAUGAUGUCAUAAAAAAAGAUUUCUUUUGAAGUGUGGUAGAAUUAGGAGGUGGCAGGGGCCCCGUGCUGGGGAGCCCCUCACACAGGAGUGGGGUUUGGGAAGGAGUGCUAGAGGAAGGAGUCAUCUCUAGAGUACAAAGGGAAGAGGAAAGGCAUUCCAGGCAAGCAGCCCAGCCCAGCAAAGGCGUGGAGGUGCGAAACAUGGGCCCAGUCCCUGGAUGGGGAGCUGAGAAUAGCAGGAGAAGCAACCGGAUGGGCCAGGCGGGGCUGGUGCAGUUUGGGGCAAUGUUGAUUGCUCAGCUCAGGACUGGAUGCCAUGAGAGGUGGGGAGCUGUGGUAGGUUCUUGUGUAGGACUGUGCCCGUGUGGAAGGACAGUUUGAGAAAAGCAGCCCCUGACUCCUGGGUACCCCUGGUUUCUCUCC